CUUUAAAACAGUGGACUGCAUCCAUGGGAUGCGCAAAGAUGUCACAAAUAUGGCUGUUGACCUGUUUUAUGAUACUAACUGGACUGCAGUCAACACAACAAACAGAAAUGAUGACAAUGACAAUGAUACCAGGAUAUAUGCAAACAGAAAUGCUCAUGUCCAACAAUGCCAAAAGUACUGCUCAUAAUGAGCAAGUCUGCAGUACUUGGGGAAACUUCCACUUCUCCACAUUUGAUGGCGAUUUCUACCAGCUGCCCUUUGCCUGUAACUACAUACUUACCACCCUGUGUGACAGCAGGCAGUCUGACUUUAACAUUCAAAUGAGGAGGGAAUUCAUUGGUGGCGUUCCUGUAAUUAGGUCAUUUAACGUGAGGCUGGAAGGGAUAGUAAUUAUUCUUAAUCAAGGCAACAUUACCAUAGACAAUAGAGUAUUGACCAUCCCAGGCUACUAUAAUGGAAUUCGGGUUGAGAAAAUGACCAAUUACAUUAAAAUCAGCUCCAAGAUUGGAUUGACAGUGUUUUGGGAUAAAGACAACUCUUUCUCGAUUGAGCUAUCCAAAGACUAUAUGAAUAAAACAUGUGGACUCUGUGGGGACUUCAAUGGCAUCAUGCAGAACGAAUUCAUUGAACAUGGUCAAACAUUAACUCCUGAAGAAUUUGCCCUUAAAUGGAAGAUGGAUGCACCCACUGAAACAUGUGUGCAGAAUCAGGUCAAUUCUCAAAAAACGUGCCAGAACCAGACAGACCUAUGUCAUGAACUGCUUUACCACCCUGCAUUCGAAAGCUGCCAUAACUUGUUGCCCACAUACGUGUAUUCAAAAGCGUGUGCUAAAGACCUGUGUCAGUGCAACAGCAGUCACCAUGAUUGCCUAUGCGGCACAAUAUCAGAGUUCUCACGUCAGUGUGCACAUGCCGGGGGAAGACCAGGAAACUGGAGAUCCAACCAGUUCUGUGGAAUAACAUGUCCAUCAAGCAUGAUGCACAGCGAGUGUGGGAAUCCGUGUAAAGACACCUGCUCUAACCAGGAGGGGAGUCAGAUCUGUGCAGAUCACUGUGUGGACGGAUGUGUCUGUCCACCUGGAACCGUGCUAGAUGAUAUUGCACAGACUGGCUGCAUCUUUGUUGAUGAAUGUCCCUGCACCCACAAUGGCAAAAUCUAUAAAACAGGAGACUCAUUGUUAAAGACUUGUCAAAAAUGUACCUGUUCAAAAGGGCGGUGGAAUUGCAUUAAUCUGGACUGCUCUGGCACCUGUGCCUUGUUGGGGGGGUCUCACGUCAUCACAUACGAUGGAAAAGCUUACAGCUUCCAAGGAAACUGUGAUUAUAUACUUUCAAAGGAUAACACUAGUGAUGUGACCGUACUGGUGCAUCUGGCACAAUGUGGUAUGGCAGCAGGGGAAACGUGUCUUACUUCUGUGAAAUUCAUCGUCUCAUCAUACUCUGUUAAAGUCUCAUCCACUGGCACCGUACUUGUAAACAAUAUUGAAAACAAGCUUCCAAUUAUUACUGAUCACGUGCAAAUCCUCAAGCCGUCUACAUUCUUCAUUACUGCACAGACGCCUAGUCUUAAGAUCGUCAUUCAGCUUGUUCCCAUUAUGCAGGUGUACCUAGAGGCCAGCACAGAACAAAAAGGAACGCUCAGAGGUCUGUGUGGAAACUUUAAUGACAUGCAGGCAGAUGAUUUUAAGACAGAAUCAGGUCUCAUAGAGGGGACAGCCACAACAUUCGCCAGCACGUGCAAAACCACGCUUUGUCUAGAUUUCAGUCCUAGUCUCUAUGACCCCUGUAGUAUGAGUUUGGAAAAAGAGAACUACGCCAAGGAGUGGUGUACGAAGCUCAGCAAUCCAGAAGGAGUUUUUUCUCACUGUCAUUCAGAGAUCAACCCGAAGGAUUACGUUCAGAGAUGCAUAUACGAUGCAUGCAUCUGUGAACACAGUGAGGUGUGCAUGUGUGCUGCUGUGUCUUCCUAUGUUCAUGCAUGUGCUGUCAGAGGUGUAAGGCUGAAUGGCUGGAGAGAUAACAUUUGUGACACAUACACAAAGAAUUGUCCAGGCAAUAUGGAGUACUCCUAUAUCCAGACCGGAUGUAAGAGGUCGUGCCGUUCUCUUAGCCAAAAUGAACAGACCUGUUCUCUGCCCCAUACACCUGUGGAUGGUUGUGGUUGUCCUAAGGACACUUACCUCAAUGACAUGAAUGAAUGCGUGCCUGCCUCUGAAUGCCAUUGUUAUGUCAAUGGUGAGGUCAUGGCUCCAAUGCAGGUCAUCAGCAAGGCUGGAAGUACAUGCACUUGCAGAGAUGGCACAAUGCAUUGCACAGGACAUGAGGAAAUUACUACCUGCAAAGCACCUUUGGUCUAUUUCAACUGUUCGAAUGCUAAACCUGGACAAAAAGGAACAGAGUGUCAGAAUAGCUGUCAGACCUCGGACUCAAAUCAGUGUACAAGCACACAGUGUAAAUCAGGGUGUGUGUGUCCUGAGGGUCUACUGGCUGAUGGACAUGGAGGAUGUGUGCAAGAACAAAACUGUCAUUGUGUUCAUAAUGGAGUGUUUCACAAAGCUGGAGAAACUAUAAAGGCAGACUGCAACAACUGCACUUGUAUAAACAGAAAGUGGAUCUGCACAGAAAAUGAAUGUCCCAGAAUGUGUACUAUUUAUGGUGACAGUCAUUACAUUAGUUUUGAUGGUAGAAGAUAUGCUUUCAACGGCAACUGUGAAUACAUCUUGGCUCAGGACUACUGCAACAGCAAAGGUGGUACGUUCCGUGUUAUCACAGAGAAUAUACCCUGCGGCACCACUGGAACCACCUGCUCCAAAGCUAUUAAAAUCUAUUUAGGGAAUAAGCAGUUGCUGCUGUCUGAGGAGAAUAUAAAGUCUUUGAAUUAUGAUAAUGGCACAGAGAUCGAUUAUAAAAUACAUUCUGUGGGGAUAUACUUGGUUAUUGAGGCUGAAAACAGUCUCACCCUCUUUUGGGAUAAGAAGACAAGUCUAAUGGUCAAACUCGGCCCCUUGUUUCAGGGCAAAGUGUGUGGACUUUGUGGCAAUUAUGACGGAGACUGGAAUAAUGAUUUUAUGACUCGUGGUGGAGAGGAAGUGGCUAAGCCAGAUGAAUUUGGAAACAGCUGGAAAGUUUCUGCUACAUGUCCUGAAGCCAGUAAUAUCCUCAACUCCUGUGAUAUGAGACCUUACCGGCAGGCCUGGGCCAUUAAACAAUGCAGCAUUCUCAAGAAUGAUGUCUUUGGCAAAUGUCACUCAGUAGUGGAUCCAACUCAAUAUUACGAUGCUUGUGUGCAAGACACAUGUGCCUGUGAUUCUGGUGGAGACUGUGAGUGUUUCUGCACUGCUGUGGCAGCCUAUGCUUCAGCAUGUAGUGCUCAAGGAGUCUGUAUAUUGUGGAGGAGUCCAACCAUUUGCCCAUUGUUCUGUGACUACUAUAACAGAAAUGAAGGCUGUGAGUGGCACUACAAACCCUGUGGACAAUCUUGCAUGAAAACCUGCAAGAAUCCCUCAGGAGCCUGCUACAGUAAAAUUCCUCCGUUUGAGGGAUGUUUUCCCCAGUGCCCUUCAGACAGGCCAUACCUGGAGGAGUCAACAAUGAAGUGUGUUGCAAAAGAGGACUGUGGCUGCUAUGAUGAAGAAACUAAUACACAUUACAGUGUGGGAGAUAUAAUUCCUACAACAAAGAACUGCAUGAAAUGCUAUUGUUCUGUGGAAGGUCCCUCUUGUUACUACAGAAAAACAGAUUGCUACUGUGAGUAUAACGGGCAAAAAUAUGAGACUGGAAAGAUAAUAUACCACACAACAGAUGGAGAUGGAGCAUGUUUCACUGCUAUAUGUGGGGAAAAUGGAACAAUUGUCAGGAACCAUAACAUCUCAUGCGAUAUUACUUCGACUACAACACCUGUUACAAUUUUCAAUUUCACAUCAACCACAGAAAAACCUGUUCCAACAACAACAACAAUCCCAUCUAGUACAGUAACUACUGUAAUUCCUCCAACUACAACAGAAACAGUUUCUACGCCUGUUUCAACAACAACACCAAUCCCAUCUAGUACAGUAACUACUGUAAUUCCUCCAACUACAACAGAAACAGUUUCUACACCUGUUCCAACAACAACAAUCCCAUCUAGUACAGUAACUACUGUAAUUCCUCCAACUACAACAGAAACAGUUUCUACACCUGUUCCAACAACAACAAUCCCAUCUAGUACAGUAACUACUGUAAUUCCUCCAACUACAACAGAAACAGUUUCUACACCUGUUCCAACAACAACAAUCCCAUCUAGUACAGUAACUACUGUAAUUCCUCCAACUACAACAGAAACAGUUUCUACACCUGUUCCAACAACACCAAUCCCAUCUAGUACAGUAACUACUGUAAUUCCUCCAACUACAACAGAAACAGUUUCUACAUCUGUUUCAACAACAACACCAAUCCCAUCUAGUACAGUAACUACUGUAAUUCCUCCAACUACAACAGAAACAGUUUCUACACCUGUUCCAACAACAACACCAAUCCCAUCUAGUACAGUAACUACUGUAAUUCCUCCAACUACAACAGAAACAGUUUCUACAACAAAAAUUACAACAGAAACACCUACUACAACAACUCGAGAUGUUUGCCAGUCUUGCCAAUGGUCAGCGUGGUUAAACUACGACUAUCCCCGUAGUGAACCAGAAGGAAAAGACAUUGAAUCUAUACCUACAUUUUGGAAAUCAGGACUGAUUAGCUGUGCGAAACCAGAAGACAUUGAGUGCAGGGCCACACAGUAUAAAGACAUAUUUUUAUCAGAAUUGGAUCAGAAGGUAACAUGUAAUAUUAACGUUGGUCUGAUUUGUUAUAACAAAGAACAAAAUGGACAGAUUUGUUUUGAUUAUGAAAUAAGGGUGAAAUGCUGUGAGGACAUCUGCACUAACACUACGACAGCACCGACAACUAAGGUUUCUUCAACACCAACCCCAUCUAGUACAGUAACUACUGUAAUUCCUCCAACUACAACAGAAACAGUUUCUACACCUGUUCCAACAACAACACCAACCCCAUCUAGUACAGUAACUACUGUAAUUCCUACAACUACAACAGAAACAGUUUCUACACCUGUUCCAACAACAACACCAACCCCAUCUAGUACAGUAACUACUGUAAUUCCUACAACUACAACAGAAACAGUUUCUACACCUGUUCCAACAACAACACAAAUCCCAUCUAGUACAGUAACUACUGUAAUUCCUCCAACUACAACAGAAACAGUUUCUACACCUGUUCCAACAACAACACCAACCCCAUCUAGUACAGUAACUACUGUAAUUCCUACAACUACAACAGAAACAGUUUCUACAACAGAAGUGACCACAGAGACACCUGUUCCAACAACAACACAAAUCCCAUCUAGUACAGUAACUACGGUAAUUCCUACAACUACAACAGAAACAGUUUCUACACCUGUUCCAACAACAACAAUCCCAUCUAGUACAGUAACUACUGUAAUUCCUCCAACUACAACAGAAACAGUUUCUACACCUGUUCCAACAACAACACCAACCCCAUCUAGUACAGUAACUACUGUAAUUCCUCCAACUACAACAGAAACAGUUUCUACAACAGAAAUGACCACAGAAACACCUGUCUCAACAACAACACAAAUCCCAUCUAGUACAGUAACUACGGUAAUUCCUACAACUACAACAGAAACAGUUUCUACACCUGUUCCAACAACAACACCAACCCCAUCUAGUACAGUAACUACUGUAAUUCCACCAACUACAACAGAAAGAGUUUCUACAACAGAAGUGACCACAGAAACACCUGUUCCAACAACAACAAUCCCAUCUAGUACAGUAACUACUGUAAUUCCUCCAACUACAACAGAAACAGUUUCUACACCUGUUCCAACAACAACACCAACCCCAUCUAGUAUAGUAACUACUGUAAUUCCUCCAACUACAACAGAAACACUUUCUACAACAGAAGUGACCACAGAAACACCUGUUCCAACAACAACACCAACCCCAUCUAGUACAGUAACUACUGUAAUUCCUACAACUACAACAGAAACAGUUUCUACAACAGAAGUGACCACAGAAACACCUGUUCCAACAACAACAACAAUCCCAUCUAGUACAGUAACUACUGUAAUUCCUCCAACUACAACAGAAACAGUUUCUACAUCUGUUUCAACAACAACACCAACCCCAUCUAGUACAGUAACUACUGUAAUUCCUCCAACUACAACAGAAACAGUUUCUACAACAAAAAUUACAACAGAAACACCUACUACAACAACUCGAGAUGUUUGCCAGUCUUGCCAAUGGUCAGCGUGGUUAAACUACGACUAUCCCCUUAGUGAACCAAAUGGAAAAGACAUUGAAUCUAUACCUACAUUUUGGAAAUCAGGACUGAUUAGCUGUGCGAAACCAGAAGACAUUGAGUGCAGGGCCACACAGUAUAAAGACAUAUUUUUAUCAGAAUUGGAUCAGAAGGUAACAUGUAAUAUUAACGUUGGUCUGAUUUGUUAUAACAAAGAACAAAAUGGACAGAUUUGUUUUGAUUAUGAAAUAAGGGUGAAAUGCUGUGAGGACAUCUGCACUAACACUACGACAGCACCGACAACUAAGGUUUCUUCAACACCAACCCCAUCUAGUACAGUAACUACUGUAAUUCCUCCAACUACAACAGAAACAGUUUCUACACCUGUUUCAACAACAACACCAAUCCCAUCUAGUACAGUAACUACUGUAAUACCUCCAACUACAACAGAAACAGUUUCUACAUCUGUUUCAACAACAACACCAAUCCCUUCUAGUACAGUAACUACUGUAAAUCCUCCAACUACAACAGAAACAGUUUCUACAACAGGAAUGUCCACAGAAACACCUGUCUCAACAACAACACCAAUAACGUCCAGUACAGUAACUACUGUACCUCCAACUACAACAAUAAUACCAACCACAACAACAUACUCUGUGGGCACAGGGCCCAAAGUAACUAAUAAACCUCAAGAAACAAAUACAACAGAACCAGUUUCUACACCUGUUCCAACAACAACACCAAUCCCAUCUAGUACAGUAACUACUGUAAUUCCUCCAACUACAACAGAAACAGUUUCUACACCUGUUCCAACAACAACACCAACCCCAUCUAGUACAGUAACUACUGUAAUUCCUCCAACUACAACAGAAACAGUUUCUACAACAGAAGUGACCACAGAAACACCUGUUCCAACAACAACAACAAUCCCAUCUAGUACAGUAACUACUGUAAUUCCUCCAACUACAACAGAAACAGUUUCUACAACAGAAAUGACCACAGAAACACCUGUCUCAACAACAACACAAAUCCCAUCUAGUACAGUAACUACGGUAAUUCCUACAACUACAACAGAAACAGUUUCGACACCUGUUCCAACAACAACACCAACCCCAUCUAGUACAGUAACUACUGUAAUUCCACCAACUACAACAGAAACAGUUUCUACAACAGAAGUGACCACAGAAACACCUGUUCCAACAACAACAAUCCCAUCUAGUACAGUAACUACUGUAAUUCCUCCAACUACAACAGAAACAGUUUCUACACCUGUUCCAACAACAACACCAACCCCAUCUAGUAUAGUAACUACUGUAAUUCCUCCAACUACAACAGAAACACUUUCUACAACAGAAGUGACCACAGAAACACCUGUUCCAACAACAACACCAACCCCAUCUAGUACAGUAACUACUGUAAUUCCUACAACUACAACAGAAACAGUUUCUACAACAGAAGUGACCACAGAAACACCUGUUCCAACAACAACAACAAUCCCAUCUAGUACAGUAACUACUGUAAUUCCUCCAACUACAACAGAAACAGUUUCUACACCUGUUCCAACAACAACACCAACCCCAUCUAGUACAGUAACUACUGUAAUUCCUCCAACUACAACAGAAACAGUUUCUACAACAGAAGUGACCACAGAAACACCUGUUCCAACAACAACACCAACCCCAUCUAGUACAGUAACUACUGUAAUUCCUACAACUACAACAGAAACAGUUUCUACAACAGAAGUGACCACAGAAACACCUGUUCCAACAACAACAACAAUCCCAUCUAGUACAGUAACUACUGUAAUUCCUCCAACUACAACAGAAACAGUUUCUACACCUGUUCCAACAACACCACCAACCCCAUCUAGUACAGUAACUACUGUAAUUCCUCCAACUACAACAGAAACAGUUUCUACAACAGAAGUGACCACAGAAACACCUGUUCCAACAACAACAACACCAACCCCAUCUAGUACAGUAACUACUGUAAUUCCUACAACUACAACAGAAACAGUUUCUACAAAAGAAGUGACCACAGAAACACCUGUUCCAACAACAACAACAAUCCCAUCUAGUACAGUAACUACUGUAAUUCCUACAACCACAACAGAAACAGUUUCUACACCUGUUCCAACAACAACACCAACCCCAUCUAGUACAGUAACUACUGUAAUUCCUCCAACUACAACAGAAACAGUUUCUACAACAGAAGUGACCACAGAAACACCUGUUCCAACAACAACAACAAUCCCAUCUAGUACAGUAACUACGGUAAUUCCUACAACUACAACAGAAACAGUUUCUACAACAGAAGUGACCACAGAAACACCUGUUCCAACAACAACAACAAUCCCAUCUAGUACAGUAACUACUGUAAUUCCUCCAACUACAACAGAAACAGUUUCUACACCUGUUCCAACAACACCAACCCCAUCUAGUACAGUAACUACUGUAAUUCCUACAACUACAACAGAAACAGUUUCUACAACAGAAGUGACCACAGAGACACCUGUUCCAACAUCAACACCAAUCCCAUCUAGUACAGUAACUACUGUAAUUCCUACAACUACAACAGAAACAGUUUCUACACCUGUUCCAACAACAACACCAACCCCAUCUAGUACAGUAACUACUGUAAUCCCUCCAACUACAACAGAAACAGUUUCUACACCUGUUCCAACAACAACACCAAUCCCAUCUAGUACAGUAACUACUGUAAUCCCUCCAACUACAACAGAAACAGUUUCUACACCUGUUCCAACAUCAACACCAACCCCAUCUAGUACAGUAACUACUGUAAUUCCUCCAACUACAACAGAAACAGUUUCUACAACAGAAGUGACCACAGAAACACCUGUCUCAACAACAACACCAAUAACAUCCAGUACAGUAACUACUGUACCUCCAACUACAACAAUAAUACCAACCACAACACCAUACUCUGUGAGCACAGGGUCCACAGUAACUAAGGAAACUCACGAAAGCACCAUACCCACACCUUGUGUCUGCACAUACAUGGACCAUAUUUUCUACCCAGGGUCUGUCAUGUACAACGUAAGUGACGGAAAUGGAUGGUGCUUCAUUGCUCGUUGUGAAUCAGGGUGCAAUGUUGACAAGAAAUCAGAGCCAUGCUUCCUGACAACUACUACAACUGUUUCUACACCAAGUUCAACAAUCUCUACAAUCACCACCUCAAACCCUACCCCAACCACCCCUACAGUUCCUAAAGACUGCCUAUACCUUGAUCCACCAAGAAAGAAUGGAGAAAGUUGGACGGACAAGUGUUUUGAAAAAACUUGCAAAGAUGGAUCUGUUAUCUCCAAACCUGUGCGAUGUGCCAACUCAGAUGUUCCAGAGCCAUUGUGUGAAAAUGGUUUCCCUCCCAUUAAGGUCUAUGAUGAGACCGGAUGUUGUUUUAAGUAUGAAUGUCAAUGCAAAUGUAACGGUUGGGGAGAUCCACAUUAUGUCACUUUUGAUGGAAAAUAUUAUGCUUUCCAAGGAAACUGCACAUAUGUUUUAGUCCAGGAAAUCAUCAAGAAGUACAAUUUCUCUGUCCACAUCAAGAACUAUAUGUGUGACAUCCAACAUGGAUUGUCUUGUCCUGACUAUUUGAUUGUGUACUAUAAAUCAUAUACAAUCGAACUGAGACAGACAAGAAACCCAACUGUAAAUACAGUAAUUGUCAACAAUAAGAAAGUGACCCCAGUUUACAAUACUGCAGACUUCACCAUAACCACAGCUGGUAUUUCAAUGACUCUAGAUAUUCCUGCUAUUCAAGCUCAGGUUACCUUCAAAGGCAUGAACUUUUUAGUCAACCUUCCAUUUUCUCUAUUCCAUAAUAACACAGAAGGACAGUGUGGUAAAUGUGACAACAACAGAUCAAAUGACUGCAUACUCCCUAAUGGAAAAGUAGCCAAGUCAUGUGAGGAAAUGGCUCCUAAUUGGCAAGUGAAUAACACAGUUUGCCCCAUACCUACCCCAACUACCACAACAAUUCCUACCACAACAAAAAAAUCUGAAACGACUACAACCAAGCCUCCAUGUCAACCAGCCAUCUGCAAAAUCAUCUUCAGCAAAGCAUUUGAAGAGUGCCACAAAGUUAUUGACCCAGAGAACUUCUACAAGGCAUGCUUAUAUGAUGUGUGCAAUAUGAAUAAUGCCACUGGUUGCUUCAGCCUGGAGGGUUAUGCUCAAAUGUGUGCUGAGGAAUUGAUAUGUGUGGACUGGAGGGGCUUAACUAAAGGACAAUGCGCACACAAGUGUCCCGACAAUAAAGUUUACUUGCCAUGUGGGCCGAAGGUGGAAAAAACCUGCAAUUCAGGGUACAAUGAAAAGUUUAUAAAUUGUGAGUCACAUGUGUGUCGUGAUCAUUUCCAAGAAGGAUGUCACUGCCCUAACGGCACCACCCUCUUUGACACUACUUCAGAUGUAUGCACAGACUUCUGUGGUUGUACAGGUUCUGAUGGGAAGCCCAAGAAUCCAGGGGAUAAAUGGCGCUCAGAAUGUAACGAAUGUACAUGCAGUAAAAAUUCCAUGGGUCCAUUGUGUGAACCAGUUAAGUGUCCAAACCCAGAGCCCAGCUGUACAAAAGCAGGCUAUGAGCUUCAGACUCAGGACUGCUGUCCGAAGUGUGUGUGCAACCCUAGCUUGUGCUGGCCUAUGAACAUAAAAAAAUGCCCGGUCGGAUUUGAGCUAGUACAAAACAGCACAGAUAGUGACUGUUGCAUGACAUUCUACUGUAAACCAAAGAAUGUGUGUGUCUUCGGGGAAAAUGUGUAUUUGCCUGGUGAUAAAAUUCCAACAGAAUCCUGUGAAAACUGUGUUUGUGGUUCAACCGUGAACUCCAGCAGUAAUCUUCUUAAUGCAGAAUGUAUUCAGAUGCAAUGCAACACACCCUGCCCUAUGGGCUUUUCCUAUAAAGAUGUACCUGGGCAGUGCUGUGGAAAAUGUGUACAAAUACAGUGUGUGUACGAAGACGCAGAUCAGUCCCAUAACAUAACCACAGCUGAGGUUGGACAGAGCUGGACUCAUCCAAAUUACCCAUGUGUGACUUUCAAUUGCACUAAAGUCAACAAUGCGUUUGUCGUGGUGAAGAUGCGCCCUUCAUGUCCUGAGUAUAAUCCAGAAGACUGCAUUCCUGGCACAGAGAAAAUCACAUCAGAUGGAUGUUGUAAAACAUGCGAGCAGCAUAAGUGCAAUAUGGAAAAGAACAGCACCUACUUGAAGAUUGACGACUGUAUAUCUGUCAGUCCUGUGGAGAUAGCCUCCUGCUCUGGAUCCUGUGACACCAAUUCCAUAUAUUCGAUGGCAGCGAACACCAUGAUGCACCACUGCAGCUGCUGUAAAGAGCUUCGAACCAGCAGCAAGGAAGUGAAGCUACGCUGUGCAGACAAUACCCUGAAACCAUACACUUACACUUACGUUGAAGAGUGUGGCUGCCAUAUCACAGAGUGCACAGACUAAAGAGAAACGCUGAUUUAUUCAAUUUAACUAAAUGAUUAAACAUGAGCCUACUCUAAGGCAGAGAUUUAUCUAUGUGCGUAUAUUAAUUCAACUGAACUCACACUAUCGUUACUGCUUACAGAUUUUAAAUAAAGCAUGAACAAUCGAAUAUCAAAUACUAAUAUACUAUAUGAGAUUAGACUCCUGUGUUUUGUCUCCCAGUUACACAUAAAACAAUGCAUAUAAACACUUUACUUUCCUCCAAGCAUUGUUUUUCUCUUGGUGUUGAUAUUCUUUAUAUUCUUUCCUAAUUAAAUAAAAUUGCAUUUAAA
Tachysurus vachellii is the source of this 12079-nucleotide messenger RNA. Its product is annotated as mucin-5AC. Gene Ontology annotation, molecular function: protein binding. The record is from RefSeq and is a predicted model, not a curated record. Gene Ontology annotation, cellular component: extracellular matrix. Bases 24 to 11768 code for a protein of 3914 amino acids. Lineage: Eukaryota; Metazoa; Chordata; Actinopteri; Siluriformes; Bagridae. The transcript is spliced from 48 exons.